GAGCCGUACUGUGGGAGGAACCGAGGGUCCCGCGCAGCCCGGCGAGUCUGUUCUGUCCGUGAGUCUGAGCCUUUGGCCCCGAGGGAGGGGCGGACGCGACAGCAAGAGCAUCAUUGAAGCUUAGACUUGGGUGGAAACCAGUAUCAGAAUCUACCCACCCCUUCUCACUGAUUCGUGGAUUUCUGUGUGACCAGGCGAGUAUCUUGUGGAAUUUGACAACACCAGGGUCCCAGCAGGUUGCUUGCAUUGUAACUACAAGGAGCCUUAGUGGGGGUUAAGAAAAAUUUCAAGAAAAAUUUCGCUUAUAUUCAAGAGAAAAGUACUAAGGUGUGUAUGGUUGUGUGUGUGUGUAAAUAAGUAAAUAUAGUCAAAUGCAAAUAUUCAAAACAGUAUUAUGGUAAGUAGAGAAAUAAAAACUUUCUUGCAUGCCAUAAUACUAAAAAUUUCAGGAUUUUUGAGGAAACAUAUAAAAUACUUACCUAUAUUUGUAGUAUUACAAGUCUUCUCAUUAAAUACUAACAGUAUUCUUCAGGCUCAUUCCAUUUGACUACUAAACACCUAUAAUCCUCCACGAAAUUUCAAAAGAGAUUAUUUAAGUGUCUUUCUGUUAGAAGCAGAAAUUUAAAAUAGAAUUGACGGGGAUUUUUUUUUCUAAUAAAACUUAAAACAUUUGGAAAAAUCUGAAGCAACAGUGUGUAGAUGGAAGGGUAAAGCAUUAGUUUCCAAAAAACAUUGUCCUCAAUACCUUGCCUUCUGUAGGAAUUAGCUUUCUCAGAUUUUUUCUGAAAUAGCAGUGUAGAUAAUGGAGAGAAUCGUAAGUAAUCUUAUGUGUAAUUGUGGGGUUUUAUUAAUUAUCUGCAUGUGUGUCUUUUUCACUCUAGCUUUCCUGUGAGAGUACUGAAGGCAUGUUUGCUAGUUACGCAAUAGACCCUCUGAGUACACCAUUUAGGGUGACCAGCCAGACCUAUUUACUCAGGACUGAGGGCGUUCCAGGGCACAGGACAUUCAGUGUUCGCACCAGGAUGGUUGUUCUCCUCUGAGCCAGGCCUUGGGCCAGAUGCAUGGAUACCCUGGAGAACAAAAACAGACCUUGUCCUACCUCCUCCAUGACAUGUCCACUCUAACAGAAUUAGUAUUGAUAAGAGUAUUGUGGGAUGCAGGCUAAGGGGACAGGGAAGUCUCUUGGGAACAACUAAUAUUUAGCUUGCGAGGAAAAGGUAAGGUUAGAUCUAGCUAGUUGUAGGGUUAGACUGGGGCUCCAGGGAACUGUACAAGAGAGGCCCCUGAGCAGGAUAGAGCCCAGGGAAGACAAGGAUGGCUGAGGUCAAGAUGGCAGAGGGGAAAAAGUGUGCUCCAGAUCCUAGUGGGAGGCAGAAGUCUGGAUUGACUCUAGACUCUGUUCUCAGGCCAGUGGGAGAACACCAAAGAUACGGGAACAGGAAGAUGAUGUGAUGCACCAUUUGAUUUAAGCCCAUGGGUAAAACAGACCUUAGGAUUCCAAAUGAAGAGUUUUUAAGAGGCAAGAUAGGGGGCCAGGGAUUUAGCUCAGUGGUUCCAGCGCCUGCCUUGCAAGCUCAAGGUCCUGAGUUCGAUCUCCAGUGCCAAAAAAAAAAAAAAAAAAAAGAGGCAAGAUAGGCAGUGUAAAGAAGUAGAUUAGGAAGGAGAGGAUAGUUCCUGAGCCUGAGUGAUGAUUGUGGAGUAGGAAAGAGGUAGAAAGAUGAGAUCGGGAAUGUAGAACUGAGAAUGAUGAUGCUCCCAUUCCCGUGUGUGUUUGGCAGAUGGCACAGAGUACUCGUGUGCACUUGGCUCCUAUCUGUGCAAACCUCGGCCUGCCCCUCACCCACAGCCUGUGCCCACCCUCACUUUGCCUCUCCCAGAACCUUUCCCUACAUCCUGAAGUUAAGUCAGGCCCGAGUAUGCCUAGUGCUGACCAUCCACUGUGGUAGCCACAUGGAGCUAUUUCUUUUAAACCAGUGAAAACUAAAUACAAUGAAAAAGUCAUUAUGUCAGUCACAUGAGCCACAUUGCAAGGCUCAAUAGCCACAUGUAGCUUGUUAGUGGCUACUGCGUAGGACAGAGGAGAAUCAACAUUUCUGUCACCAUUGAAAGUUCAUUGGGCAGUACUGGAAAAAAGUGGCCCAUCUUCUGUGCCUGUCUUCCAGCAUCAGCAUAUCUGGGGCAAGGUAGGUGUCAGAAAAUCUGUAAACUGACUAGGAACCCUUCCUGCCUUCAGCACAAUUUUCAGCUACCAGACAACCUUGAAAAGGACUCAGAGUCCAAAGAUGUCCUAGCACCUCCUCCUCUGCCGGCUUCUCUCUUAGGGCACAGUGAACUGCCUGUAUCCCAACCCCCUUUCUGUGCCUCAGCCAGUGACUAAAACUACCUGACUGCAUAUCCAUCCUUAAUGAGGAGAAAGGAGACAUCCUAUGCUGGAAAGGGCAGGGAAGUUUGCCAGAGCAGUCUGCGUCAGCUGACCACCCAUACAGUCCUGGUUUCCCUGUUUGAGGAGAGAGACUGUAUUAUUUUUCUGUGGCUACUAUAACAGACUACUACAGUGGCUUGAAACAAAACAGAUUCAUUCUUUUGCAGCUGGAGGUCAGAAGUCCCAAGUGAGUCACAGGCCUGAAUUUCCUCUAGUCACAGGGAUACUGGCUCUAGGGUAAAUCCAUUUUUGCCUUUUCCAUCAUAUAGAGAUUAUCUGCAUUCAGUGGCUUGCAUUUCUCCAUAUUUAAAACCAACAAGGUAAUACUGUGUUGUCUGAUCUCUCUUUGUCUGUCUUUCCCUGUCUUCUCCCUCCCUCUCUGUCACCACUUCCUUCACCUUCACAUGAUUCUGUCGUCACAUUUCCUUCUCCAACUCUGACUCUCCUGCCUCAUUUUUUAGGGAACUAUGUAAUCCAGCCUGUAUAAUCCAGGACAAUCCCCCCAUCUCAAAGUCCUUUUUUUUUUUUUUGGUACCAGAGAUCAAACUUGGGGCCUUGCUCUUGCGAGGCAGGUGGCAGAACCACUGAGUCAAAGUCCAUAUGUUAAAUGCAUCUGCAGAAUUUCUCUUCCAAAAUAAGGAAGCAUACAACUUCUGGGGAUUACAACUUGGACAACCCUUUUCUCUUUUGGUGGCUAGAAGUUAUUGAUCUGUCUUCCUCAAGGCCCAAGGGUCAAAGACUCCCUAUAAUCACAUUUUUUUCACAUGGCACAAACUCCAUGUCUCUGUCCCCAUUUCUGCCCAUAGACACCGUUCACUGCUUUCUUUUGAGUACAGGGAGAUCACACAUAGAAAUCUCAAGAAGCUGGUUUUAUGGAGUUAUAUUAUUUUGUGUCUAUAAGGAGGAGACCUUCCCUUCUCAUAAAAAGGAAACAUUCUGUAAACCCUGCCUUGUACCUUGGUGUUUUUUUUUAACUUAAAUUUAUUAGAGAUAGUAAUUUCUACCAGUACCUAGAGAUCUUUUCGGGUUUGUUUUUUUGUUUUGUUUUGUUUUAAUUUUAUUGGUACAUUUUAGGUAUACAAUGUAAUGACAUUCAUCAUUGGAGAUUUGUACCUUUACAUAAUAUAUCUUGAUUCCUAUUUUUCCCAUAUCCUGCCCUCCCUUCAACCCCUCCCCACUUGCCUAUUUACAAAGUCUUGGUUUCCAUUUUUCGGAUGUGUUUUUAUUUUGUUUCUGGCUGCAUGCUUUUUCCUCAUGUAGGUGUCCCAUAGUUUAUUCAUCUGGUUUCCUUUUGAUGGUUGGUUGUGUUAUUUUCAACCAUUUGCUGUUAUAAACAAUGCCAACAGUGAAUAAUUUUCCAAAUAACUUUUACUUUUUGUGUAUCUUUGAGCUAAUCCCUGGAAGUGGGAUCAACAGGGAAAGAAUAAAUGUGUUUGCACCUUUGCCUGACACUGACAAGCUCUUCCCAUAGGAGCCACACCCAGCCAGGUGGAAGAAAGCCUCUUUGUGCAGCCUUGUCAGCAAAGGCUGUGGUCCCUGGUGUCUUUGCCGAUCAGACAGAUGGGGACUAUUACCAGUAGAGCUGCAGCUUGCAUCUCUUAUCACCGUUCAUGAACCUCAGUGAUUCCAUCAGGGGUGUUGUCCUGGAGACCAUGGUGGUGGACACCGGACGGUGCUCUGCGGGAGAGAGUGGAUGUGAGAAAAGGAAACAGUGAAAAAUUUUAGCUGGGAUGAGGGAUGGAUGGAGACUGGCCAGUAACUGGAAGAAAAACUGCUCAGAGCAUAGGUGUAUUUCACUGCCACAGAUCCUGGACCUAGCUUGAGUGGCGAGAGGAAACACUUAAAAGGGAAGGCUGGAGAUAGACAGUUUCUAGGAAGCCGGAGAUGGAACCCGGGGCAGAGUCACCCCAGAGGGGAGGCAGCACCUUGUCCAGUAGAGGGAGAGGGCAGCAAGGCCCGAGUGGAAUUUGAUUGGUAAGACUGCAAGGUGGGUUCCUUCUUUUUUCUUUUUUGCAGUAUUGGGGAUCUAACUUAAGACCUUGCGCUUGCAAGGCAGGCACGGUGCCACUGAGGUAAAUCCCCAUCCCUAAGCUAAAUCCCCAGCCUUGGGUUCCUUCUUGAGAAAUAGGAUGUGGGACUAUCUCUGAGCGUGAGGUGAUUCAUUAUUUGUUGUCACCUGACAGCUGGCUCCAAACCCUAGUCAUGUAACAAUUUAUCGUGGCUCAUGGCCUGUGGUUCGGAGAUUCAGGAGUGGUAUGGUCAGAAGGCUGUGGCUCAGGACUCUUGGAGGUUGCAGGAAGCCACCACCUGGGGCUGGGCCAUUUGAAGGCUCAAGGUGCUCCAGGAUUUGUUUCUGACUCCUCACUUGCUUGGUGGGAGGCAGCUAGAAUGUCUUCCCACCAAGCCAGUCAGCUUCCCCUGGACGAGGCAUCCACGAGACCAAGGUGGAAGCUGCAGUUCCUUCUGGGACCUGGCCUCAGAAGUCCUCCCUGUCACCUCUGCAGCAGUCUAUGGGUGCCCAGGUCACCCUCCUUCUGAGUGUGUUGGGGCUGUGCAGUAACCACCAGGGGACUGGGAUCUGCUUAGGAAGCUGGUUGCCAUUGGGAGAAGACGGGUGUAGAAGACCCACAGAGAUUAUACGUUUGAGGACAGGGAAGCUACGUGGACCUGUGGGACCUUCCCCCAAAGUCAAGUGCUCUUUUCAUGUUGAUGCCUUGCUUGUCCAGAGGUAACCACGUCACAGUCCUUGCGCAGAUGUGGCCUUGACCAGGGCGGUGAUUAGAAUCUGCCUGGCUGUAGUUCUGCUGGCUGGCUGGGGGGGUCUAGGCUGGGGCCAGAACAUCCAUUGACAUUAGGGAUGAGGAAAUCUGAGCCUGCUAAGUAUGAAAUAAAGAAAGGAACUGACUAAUGACAAACAAGGAAAUAGGAGAGAGGGUAGAAUGUGGCCUUCGUGUAGUCAGAGAAAAAAGAUGAACACAGAAGAAAAAAGAAGUUAGAGGGAGGAGAAUUUCUGAAUGUUUUGCCCAGCAGUGGGGUAGUGCCAGAGAUGACGUGGGCAGGGUGGGACCCAUGGGAAUGUGGGGCUGAGGUGGGGUAGCCAGGACCAUUGGAGUUGACACUCCCCAUACCCUGAGGCUGCCUUGUCAUCUGAGGUGGGCAUGGAGGUUGAAGGAAUAAUGAGAGUCAGGAGCCAGAGUCUCUAGGGAAUGACAAGUUGUUGACAAGAGUGUGACAACAGCUUGGAUGGGAAGAAUGUGCCACGAGAUUCAGGGAAGUCAAGGUUUUCACUGGACCAGUGAGUAUCGGUCCCACCAUUGGUGACACAAGAAGAUAAGCUUCACCAACUAUGACAUACAGUAUACAUUUUGGGUUUUCAUCUAUGGUUCCAGGGUCAAAACUUCCUCCUCUCAGCAGGCCAUGGAGACUAAAUUUCUUUUCCCUGAGGUAGGUCACAGGGACUCGAGUCAUCCCCGCCUUCACCUAGCCAUAAGCAGUACUCUGAUCUACCAUGUCUGAUAGUUGUUCAUACAGCCCUCCUCACUGAAGAGGGUCCUGCCCCUAUCUUCAAAGAAGGGACGCUGUACAGAGACUGAACAGACAGGCCUUGCUGGGUCUCCCAUGCAGUCUGUGUGCAGUCCUUCCCGUGCAGUGAAGUCUCCAUAGAAACCCAAAGAACAUGGUACCAUGAAGGAAGGCAGCGUCUUAUCCAGCUGAGGGAGACAGGAGCAGUCCUGAGUAGAGAGCUUCCAGACAGCUGCAUGGCUGAGGGUCCUGGGAGGUGGAAUCUCCACAUGCCUUCUCCCAUACCUCACCCUGUACAUCUCUUCAACCAUCUCCCUUGUCAUAUUCCUUACAAUGGAACAGUAAGUGUGUUUGCUUGAAUGAUGUGAGCUGCUCAAGGAAUUUAAUCAAACCUCCAGAAGGGGUUGAAGGAACCCUGAUUUACAGCCCUCAGUCAGAAGCACAGGUAGAACGACCUGGGGCUGACUGCCAUCUGAAGUGGUGGGGGUGGCCUUGGGGACUGAGCCCCCAGCCUGUGGAAUCCAACGCUGUUUCCAGGUAGGUAAUAUCAAAACUGAAUUCAGACAGAGGACACCUGGCUGUUGUCCACUGUGGAAUCGAUUGCUUACUUGCUGACAGGGAGAAGUCCCCACACGUGUGAAGUCUGUGCUGAUUGUACUGUGAGAGCAGAGAAGAAACAGACACUUUGCCUUUUUCAUGAUGCUUAGCCUGCUAAACAGAAUAAAGGCCCGCAUGGAAGACAGAACUUGCAUUUGAAAGGAGGUGUGAUGGAUGGCUGAGGAAGACGCAUCCUCAGCAGCGUGAGAGGGAGCACACCAUGCAGACUCUGUGUCCUAUUUAUUCCAGAGUGCUGCUGCCCCACACCCCGAGGGAGUACGAGGUAGAGUGUUGCUGUUCUUCCACUGCCCUAGUGUGCAGGAGCUUUGCUGUCAGAGUCACAGGAUGGCAGCUGCUGUCCUGCCCCCAACUUGUGGUGGAUGGAGAAGUCUCCAGGGCAUUGGAACAUAGGGCAGCCUGGAUUCUUGUGACUCAUUUCUUCUUCCCCAGCUCAGUCCUGCAUAUACCCAGCCUCUCCUCAGAAAGGACGAACGGGGAAGGAAAGGCUGGUCAGUGAGUUCCUGACAUGCUGGUUGCAGGACCUGGUGACCUUUGAGGAUGUGGCUGUGGACUUCACCCAGGAAGAGUGGGCAUUGCUGGACACAUCCCAACGAUCCCUGUACAGGGAGGUGAUGCUGGAGAACUGCAGGAACCUGGCCUCGCUCGGGUGUCAUGUUGGUAAACCCAGUCUGAUCUCCCAGCUGGAGCAAGAAGAUAAAGUGAUAAUAGAGGAAAGAAGAAAUCUCCCAAGGACCUGUCCAGAUUUGGAGACUGUACUCAAAGCCAAAUGGCUAACUCCUAAGAAAGAUGCUUUUAGAAGAGAACAAGUAAAAGGUGUAAAAACGGAGAGAAGUCGUCAUGGAGUGAAAAUCAAUGAAUGUAAUCAGUGUUUUAAGGUAUUCAGCACAAAGUCUAAUCUUACUCAACACAAGAGAAUUCAUACUGGAGAAAAGCCCUAUGACUGUAAUCAGUGUGGGAAAUCCUUCAGCAGUAGAUCUUACCUUACUAUUCACAGGAGAAUCCAUAAUGGGGAGAAACCCUAUGAAUGCAAUCACUGUGGCAAAGCCUUUAGUGAUCCCUCAUCCCUCAGACUGCACGUGAGAAUUCAUACCGGAGAAAAACCCUAUGAAUGUAACCAGUGUUUUCACGUCUUCCGCACUAGCUGUAACCUCAAGAGCCACAAGAGAAUCCAUACAGGGGAGAAUCACCAUGAAUGCAAUCAGUGUGGAAAGGCCUUCAGCACAAGGUCAUCUCUGACUGGACACAAUAGCAUUCAUACAGGAGAGAAACCUUAUGAGUGCCACGAUUGUGGGAAAGCCUUCAGGAAGAGCUCCUAUCUGACACAGCACGUGAGAACUCACACAGGUGAAAAACCCUAUGAGUGCAAUGAGUGUGGCAAGUCCUUUAGCAGUAGCUUUUCUCUAACAGUGCAUAAGAGAAUACAUACUGGAGAGAAACCCUAUGAAUGUAGUGACUGUGGGAAAGCCUUUAAUAAUCUUUCAGCUGUUAAGAAGCACUUAAGAACUCACACUGGAGAAAAACCCUAUGAAUGUAACCAUUGUGGAAAAUCUUUCACUAGUAACUCUUACCUUUCUGUGCACAAGAGAAUACAUAACAGGUGGAUAUGAAUUGGGAUGAGAAAUUACUAUGAGAAUGUCUAGGAAAGCCCUUGUUGACCUCUCAACUUGAGAGAACUCACAACAGAUAUACAGGUUAUCUGUUGCUGCCUAAAAAAUCAUCCCCCAAAACUUUGUGGCUGUAAACAAUUCAUCAUGUCACAGUUUCUGGAGGCCAGGAAUUCAGGAACAGCUUAGUUCUGUAGUUCUGGGUCAGGAUCUCUCAUGAGAUUGUAGUCCAGAUGUCAGGUAGAGCUGCAGUCAGCUGAAGUCUUUAGUCUUUACUGAUGAAGGGUCUACUUCCAUGUGGCUCCCUCCCGUGUCUGGAAACUAAGUGCCGGUUGUUGACAGGAGACCUUCAGUUCCUCAUCAUGUAGGCUUCUCUACAGGGUGAGGUAUUUCCACACUGUGGCAGCAAGUUUUUCCCAAAGCAAGUGCUGGAAGGGAGUGCCAGUAAAGAAUCCACAGUUUUUUUAUGAUCUAUCAUCAGAAAAAUGUAUUUUCACCUCCAUAUUAUACUGGUUACACACAGACCAAUUCUAAUACAGUGUGUUAGAAGAUUACAGCAAGUGUGAGUACUAAGAGAUCACUGGGAACCAUCUAGGAAACUUGCCAUGAAAUUGAUGAAGAAAAGCCUUCAACACACCUUAUCUUUCCAAUCAGUGUGAAAUGGUAUUUAGUAACUCUCCUGUUAAUUUACUUAGGAGAGAAACCUACUGAGUACAAUCUCAGUGAUAAAACUUCCAGCUCAAAUUCACAUUAAUAUUCUUCAGCAAAACCUGAAGAAUGAAAGGAAAGCCUUCAGCUCUAGCUCCUGGGAGUUAUGUAACAGCUCCCACUGGGAAAAACCCUAUGGAGAUCAUCAGAAUGUAAAAAGCCUCCUAUGAUGAUCACCCUUUCAGAGGCACACAUGAAAUCAGAUGUGGAAAACUCUAUAGCACAAGUGUUCAUGUUACUGAGUACAUGAUGGUGGAGUACUCUGCAGUGACCAUAGGAAAGCCUUGAACAUUCUUUACUUUUAAAAAGAUAGGAGAAUUUAUUGUGGAGAAAACUGUUGGACAUCAUUGGUAUUGGAAGACUUUCCAUUUUCCCACAUUGGGUAGAAGACUUGUGAAUACAAAGAAAGGGGGAAAGCUUUCUAGGAUGUCACUUAGGAAAAACAUGAAAAUUCUCCCUGGGUGUAAAACCUAUGAGUAUUUUGAAAAUUUUUCAGUGAUUUCUCUUCUGAACACUUACAUGGUGGAACAGCCUAGGAAUGUAAUCUAUAGUAGAAUGCCUAGCCUCCACUCUUCACUAAGGGACUACAAGAUAAUUGAUACUGGGAAUAACAGUAUAAGUGAGUCUGGAGUUAGCAUUACCAUUGUCUAAUCUGUAGGUUUGACCACUAAAUCAUUAAUUUUAGUCUUUGGUUCAUACAAACAUGUAUCUGUUCCUCAAAAUAAACCCUAAGUUACCUUCCAAAGUUUGAAUGCAAUCUAUUUAUUGUAAUUUGCUCUUUAAAAACGUAAGUACAUUAUAUAUCCAAAAAGGUACAGAAUUUCUAAAUAUCUCCUGAAUCCUUUUACUUAUAUGAAAUUAGAUAAUACCUUUGAUACUUUUUUUCCUGUUAGUGAUAUUUUUGUCAGAAUGUGUGGACUUCAUUGUAUUGAUUCUUUUUUCUGUUUCUAUACUAGUAUGGCAAAUACCAUUAGCUUCUUUUGCAAUGCUUGUACUCCCCUCCGUAUUUACUUAAA
Molecule: messenger RNA, 9890 nt
Organism: Heterocephalus glaber (naked mole-rat)
Lineage: Eukaryota; Metazoa; Chordata; Mammalia; Rodentia; Bathyergidae
Source: RefSeq, a predicted model, not a curated record